Amphibalanus amphitrite is the source of this 3165-nucleotide messenger RNA. RefSeq names its product putative methyltransferase DDB_G0268948. Lineage: Eukaryota; Metazoa; Arthropoda; Thecostraca; Balanomorpha; Balanidae. The transcript has 7 exons. The record is from RefSeq and is a predicted model, not a curated record. Gene Ontology annotation, molecular function: S-adenosylmethionine-dependent methyltransferase activity. Bases 1951 to 2787 code for a protein of 278 amino acids.
UUCACGGCCCCCGCUUUUUGCAAAAUCCGGAGCUGGCAGCUAGCCCGGCGACUGUGCGCGCCCUGUACCCGGAGCUGUCAGCUCUCGACUGCGUGGGAUGGUCUGAAGAGGAUGGUGACCCACUUCGCUGAUGCUCUGAGAGCAGAGAGACGCGCCAGCCAGGUGCAAUUAUCGUGCCGUCCAACACCCUCGGCGCCAGUGUAAUGCAAUCACGCCCCCUGCCGACGGUCUCCCAGAACCGGUGUGAGUUGUGCGCCCACCACCCGCCUAACGUGCCCAAACGACAGACUUGCUUCCGACGUAAAAUAAUCAGGUGGGCUGGGUACGCUUAACUUUGGAGUAAAAUUGGUCAUCUGGACGUUGCGCUAGACGUUAUUGCUGUUCAGCCCUUGUGUGGGUGGAAAUCGCCAGUCGAAAUAAUCGUGAAAUGAAUUUUUAAUGCUGGUUUUAGUUGUAACAUGCUAAAAGAAAGAAGAAAAACGUUGUUGCAAUCACAGAUAGUGGCCCUAGAUGUCUAGCGUUUCUGGCUUCGAUCUUGUAGCAUAUCCUGAGUUUGGAUUAGGGUCUUUAAGUAAUAAAGUGUUUUCUUUGCAUUUUCUACUGCUUCCCUGUAAUUAAUUUCGCAUCAAUUCUUUUCAUAAUGCCUGCGCAGUUGGCAUCUCCGUAGUUUUGUCCGAGUGAAUGCUGAUGAAUACCGCUUGUCAAAGUUCAAACUAGCUUAGCGCAGUGAGACAUGAAUAUCUGAUCUGCAUUUUAGAUAGAACUAUAUUUGCGCCGUAUAACUACCAGGUCUUAGCUGAAGUUUUACCUGCGCAACCGGUGUCUGGUUUCUGCACCGUCAGUAGGCGUAUUCUCAUUGGCCUCAAUUCGGCCUCAAGUGGACCCGCGGCCUUAAGCCUAUCGGUGCGUCUCGUACCAACGCAACGUACGACGCAUACACAGGAAGCAAUGAACGAUUUCCAGCAUCUUAUAUUUCGCCGUUAAAAUUUUCAGUGAGUUUGACGGUACCGAUGACCCGUGACAUUUCCAUUGCAUGAUUUAUCGCUCACUUAACCGUUAGCCACGUGUAAACGCGACUUUGCCUGUUCAGUUAUUCAUUUUUCUCGGUCUGGUGGUGACUCGGAGCGAGCUCGGCUCGGCGUGUGUGGUAAGCGGCCGUUGCUAGCUGAAGUAUGACCCGUCCGCCCCCGCCGCGGACCGGAUGGCCAGACCUGGAGCGGACAGCAGCUGCCCUGCGGGACUGUGGGCGGCCGGAGUCCCGCGCGGCUCCCGGCGCCGGGCUGUGUCGCGUUGCCAGGCUGUGGGCGGGCGCCGGCUCCGCUGAGCAGUCUGUCUGCCGUCUGCCCACUCAGACUGUCGGGCGUGGCUGUAACACGCUUAUGGGAGCCGCGAUGGCGUCCGACAGGUGUUGCGCCCACGCGCAUGUCUCGUUUGCUGGCCAAAUUGAACGUCUCUCGUCGUCUGGCGCAGUGCGGGUAUUGGAGCGUGAAUUCAAACGGACGGGUGGGCCGUGGAGUCAGACUGGCGAGGCGUCGAGUCAGACUGGCUGAACAUGAAGUGUGACUCAUGACUUACGGGUGGCUAGUGGAUUGACUACACGCAUGUAAAUGCCUCGAGACGGGGGACGCCAGGACGUCGAUCUAGACUUGCGACAUUCUACGAAAGAAACGUGUCUGUCCACCCCUCACGGCUCACAGACACUUUGUGACAGCACUUGUUCAACCAUUAGCGUUACCAUGCGCUGAGGUCAUGUUUAUUUUGGUGGCUGUUUUAUGUCUCGCCGCGCCACGUGGCGACUGUCGUAUAUGAACCGUCAGGACGGCGCCGGUCGGCGGCCGGCCUGUAGAGGAGGGUGUCUGGGCGUCUGUUCGUCGCCGUCUCCCGGCCCGGCCUGUGCGAGCCCAGUCCGCUCCAGUGUUGAGAACAUCAGAGUCGCUAACCGAAAGCACAAUGGCGGCGCGGUUUUUCGAGGGUACGAACCACGCGGAGCUCUAUGUGCGCUACCGGCCCGCCACGCCUUCCACGCUGGUCCAGCUGGUGUGCGACUACAUCAAAGAGAAGGUGCCCGGCCCGCUGCGGCAGGCCGUGGACGUCGGCUGCGGCUCCGGCCAGGGCACGCAGCUGCUGGCGCCGCACUUUGAGCACGUGCUGGGCACGGACGUCAGCCCGGCACAGGUGGCCAAGGCAGAAGCCGCCCCCGGGGCCGACAACAUCGCGUACAGUGUAUCCCCGGCAGAGGCUAUCGCCCUGUCGUCGGACAGCUGUGACCUGGUGAUGGCCGUCCAGGCGUGCCAUUGGUUCGACAUGAGCACCUUCCUGCCGGAGUCGGGCCGCGUGCUCAGACCGGGCGGCGCCCUGGCUCUGGUCGGCUAUAGACUGCCGGCGCCGGUCUGGCAGGGCCGGGAGAGACAGGAUGUCAGGGAGCUCCUGGCUGAGUCGUACGUGUCGGGUCUGGCCGGCUGGAUCCAGCAGGGCAGCGUGGACACAUACAUCAACGGCUACUCGGACAGCAGGUUCACGUCGCCACUGGAAGACCACAGGAGGGACGAGUCGACCUUUUGUGACCUGGACGGCACGGUCUCCGACAUGGUUGGCUACUGCAGCACUUGGUCGGGGUUCCAGAACAUGGUGGCCGACAAGGGCCAGGAGGCCGGACAAAAGUUCCUGGAUGACAUCCAGAACAGGGUUCUCGCUCUGCUGGGUGACGGUGCCACUCCGGAAAGUCCAAUCGUUAUCCGGUUUCGAUACUUCGUACUUCUGAGCCGAAAACCAGUGGAUACCAAGUAACGAUAGAACGGACAUCGCAACGCGCAGAUGGAAUGGAAUGAAGGCAUGAUUUGUACAAUUUGUGUCCGUUGCCUGACAAAGUUAGGGUAGUUGACACGCCCGAUAUCAUUAUCAGGUUAAAUAUGAAAUUGACAGAUAGUAAGCAUGUGCAUUGCUGACUUAACCAGGUGUGUCCUUACACUUUGCGAUCGAAGGGCAAUGCCGUUACGAAUAGCACGCCCCAUUUUUUGCAUCCUUUUUCUGCUUUUACGCUUUGUAUGCCAGCUCGCCAUGACAUCUCGCCAACUGUCACGGAAGACAAUGAACAAAUAUAACGUGUAUUACAAAAAAAAAACACAAUAAUAAAUAACAAUACACGUCAAAGUGAGAUUGCACAAA